CUUAACAAUUUUAGGAAAAUAUUAAAAUACUGAAUAUUGAGGAAGAGAAUAAAAAUAAAGAUAAUGAAAUAAUUUUGUUGAAGAAGCAAUUGGAAGAUAUGUCGUCUUCAAAGGAAAAACUUUUAGAUGAGUUUAGGGCCUUAGAGAUUGCAUUACAAGAAGAAAAAUGUGCAAAAGAAGAAAGUAGUGAACAAUUUAAUAUUAAAGAAGAAGAAUUACAAUCCAAAUUACAGAAUUCUGAAAAAGAAAUACAAGAAUUAAAGGCAUUUAAUGAUAAAUAUAAAAAGGAUAUACACAAUCUACAAGAGAAAGAAUUUGAGUUAGUUAACACAGUUUCUGAAUUAAAAUCUAAAAUUAGUAAAGUAGAAACCCAUGUUGAAGAACUGAAAAAAGAGAAUAGCAAUAUUAAAAGUCGUCAAGUUGUAAAUAAGGAAGGAGGAGAAUUAAGAAAAUCAUUAGAUAAGUUAUCUGUUCUUCAGCAAGAAAAUGCUUAUCUUACUACUAAAGUGGGUCAACUUGAAACUCAUUUAGAGAAAGUUAGAGAAAAUCUUGGAAAACAGCGUAUGAAAACAGAUGACUUACAGCAGCAGUUAAAAAAGAAAGAAUCAGAAAUUUCAGAAAUUAAAAUUGAUCUAAGAAUUGCACAACGUGAAGCAAAACAAGCAGAAGACAUUGUUGGAUCAUUACAGAGUAGUAAUAGAAAUUUGAGAGAGAAAGCAAAUAACUUGGAAAAAAAUAAAUCUGAAGAGGAUAACAAGCAAAAGCAAUUAAUGGAAGACAUUGUAAAUUUAAAGCAGGAAUUAGAAGAGAAAAACAAAGAAUUGGAGAAUAUAAAUAAAUUGUUUGAAAAAACAAAAGAUUUUGAAGAGAAAUAUAAUAAUACAUUCAAUGUAUGUGAAAAGUUAAAUAAACAAGUUGAGGUAAUUAUUUAUUUGAAUUCAUUUCAAAUUUUUUUUUGUUACAUUAAAUUACUUACUAUGAAUCCUAUAGGUUCAUAAAAGUGCUCCAUGUAA
Centruroides sculpturatus (bark scorpion) is the source of this 1013-nucleotide messenger RNA. Its product is annotated as chromosome partition protein Smc-like. The record is from RefSeq and is a predicted model, not a curated record. The transcript is spliced from 7 exons. NCBI's taxonomy places the organism in Eukaryota, Metazoa, Arthropoda, Arachnida, Scorpiones, Buthidae. Bases 99 to 998 code for a protein of 299 amino acids.